GCUAAAAGUAAACUCAGGACAAACGUGAUUAGCUUUUUUGUGUUAUUUUAUUUUCUCAUACAGAUGUUUCGGUGGUAAAUUUAGUGACUAUUGUUAAAAAUUAAGCCCUUCGUUGUUACCUUUUAAUUGCGAUCUAAAUAUUAGUCAUUUUGUUCCGAUUUAGCCAUCAGUUGCGUUGUAACCUUGGCGUUUCUGCGCCGGAGGAGCAUCUUGUGUCUCACAAAUUCAACAUGUCAGCUGUGUGUCGCACUGUGAGCUUUCUGACAAUUAACACCCUGAAAGAAGCAACAGUUUUAUCAUCUUGUGGGUGGUUUGUGUCUGCACGCAGCAAAUUUUCCAAAGCAAGAAUCCCAAAAGAGCUUUUUAAUGAGAGGUCAAAAGAGCAUGAGAAGUAUGGGGGCGAUCCGGAGCAACCUCACAAACUGCAUAUAGUGACCCGGGUCAAAAGUGCGAUCAGAAGGCCCUACUGGGAGAAGGAGAUGGUGAAAUGCCUUGGACUUCAAAAGGCCCACCAGCCUGUAAUCCAUAAAAACACACAUUCAGUUAAUAACCAACUGAAGUUUAUCAAACACCUUGUAAGGAUACAGCCACUGAAAACUCCACAUGGGCUCCCUGCUGAGGAGGACAUGGCCGACACGUACAUCAACACCAAAGGAGAGCUGAUUGUGCGUCGCCUUCUCCGACCUGUCGACCACAAGGCUGUAGAGUCUUAAUUCUGCUCUGUGAUGUUUGUUCAAAUUCCAGCUGUUAAUAUUAAAAAAUAAGAUAGA
Molecule: messenger RNA, 770 nt
Organism: Girardinichthys multiradiatus
Lineage: Eukaryota; Metazoa; Chordata; Actinopteri; Cyprinodontiformes; Goodeidae
Gene: mrpl30
Product: mitochondrial ribosomal protein L30
Exons: 5
Coding region: 231-713 (160 amino acids)
Biological process (GO): translation
Cellular component (GO): large ribosomal subunit; mitochondrion
Molecular function (GO): structural constituent of ribosome
Source: RefSeq, a predicted model, not a curated record